Suillus fuscotomentosus is the source of this 2064-nucleotide messenger RNA. RefSeq lists its product as uncharacterized. The record is from RefSeq and is a predicted model, not a curated record. Bases 1 to 2064 code for a protein of 687 amino acids. Lineage: Eukaryota; Fungi; Basidiomycota; Agaricomycetes; Boletales; Suillaceae. The transcript has 2 exons.
AUGUCUCAACCAAUCGUGUUAUGGAACGCUAAACUGCGCGCAACCCAUGUCUUUGACGAUGCAGGCAUUUCAAUCACGAAAACUAUAUUGCCUCCUCCAGGCCCCAGAGCCCCUUAUGACAUGGAUCCGGAGCCUCCAAAUAUCUUGAAGACCGUCCCACCCCUUGCGUACUUCUGUAUUCGCGCUCUCACUCCUCAUGCGGACCAACUACACCACCUUCAGCAUUCCGUACCUUACAGUGGGGAUGUUGUCAGUGCUUUGGUCCGACGAACACCAGCCCCUCUUCCUGUCAAGAACAAGGAUUCGCAACCGUUUUUCGUUUCGAUUGUUAACCCUAGAUUGUUGGCAACACUCGCGCAGAUUAUGCACCCGCUUCCUGAAGAGUUCAGGGACUAUGACAUACCGCUUAGUGAUGUCCAUCUACCAUUGCUCCAAAGAGUACCUAGUCGGGAAAAUUUCUGCUUUAUAACUCUUCUGGCCUUACCAUAUUGCAAGGAAGUGUGCGACGACACCAUUGGCGUCAUUCGCCGUUUGAACACCCUCACUGCGCUGGAUAUAAAAGGGACAACCGUAGGAUCCUACGGCCUCACUGUGCUUGCUCGCGGCUUGUCAUGGAGCGACGACGAACUACAGUCCAGGACUGGUUGUUGGGGACUCAGAAUCCUGAGCCUGCAUAGCUGCACCAAUAUAGGCAACGAGGCUAUCCCCAUAUUAUCCAAAUUUCCCCUGUUAUCAUCCAUCGACCUGCGCUUCACUAGCUGCACGCGACACGCUGUCUCCAAACAUCUUGCUGAUGCUGGCUUCAGACCCUCUUCAAACCGUUUAUUGUUUCAUCCUGCUCCACUGGAGGUCUCGCUUAAGCAGCUCGAGAAUCUUAGCUCAACUUCAAUUUACUCAUGCGGACUCACCUCCGUAUUCAAGUUGCACGUUAACAAGCUCAACCAUAGCAACCUCUUUUCUGAACACGGAACCCCGUCGUACAUUCUCCAGGACAUGAUGGAGAGACCAAUAAGUUUGAUAGAUGUUGAUGUCGAUGAAGAGAACAGCGAGCUAGCUGAACCUACCUCUCAGAAUAUGCAGGCAAGCACGACGUCUAUGUUCUAUGCAUCGCGCCUGCCCCGCAGAGAAAACCUCAUCCGGGCUGCAGCCGAGGAACAGCUUCACCCAUUGACUUUGGCGCGCCCUUCACCCCAAUGGAGUGUACUAGACGCACUCCGACCACCGGUACGACAGCAACAAUCGUAUGGUCCAGAGGAAGAUUCACCACCACUAAAACUCGAAUCCAUGGACCGUGCGCGUCUCACCAAGCGUACCUUGUCAAGUGUGGAGGUCAUGGUCACGACCCUGGCCGACAAGAACAAGAAGCGGAAAGUGGAAAGUGCAUUCGCUAGCGCAAGUGCCUUUCCAAUUUCCGUUUUGAAGUCGAAAAACCCUUUUGUCAAAUCUGGGAGCUCGACUCCCAAAUCGAACGGGUCGGGCGGCAUGGUGCGAUCCGUGUUCGCUGAGCAGAGAGAUGCUGCCACUGCAUCAGCACUCGUUAAACGAGACUGGUGCAAAGCUGAACCGUGGCCUAAGUUUUGUGAUGGAGGGCCCUUGAAACCCUUGAAAACUUCCAUGUCUUCGACUUCCUUAAACAACACCACUUCGAACCCAGUCUCCUCUGCGAGUGGCAGUGCUAAUACAUCGAACCCUGCCCAAAAGAAUUCGAAGCCUCCUGCUGAGGCUAAGAUACUCAGACCCAUCACAUCGUACCCCGUUCCGCCGUGUCCACCAGAGCAUUUCCUGCUGGUGCCACAGAUAUAUCCAAAAAAUUGGGAGAAGAACAAGGGGGCUACCCACUCUGUGUUUGAGCCUUUUCCCGAUCUGACGGCGCCGAUGAAUGGGAGCGAUGAUAUCAUUGAAGUGGAAGGAAUCGGUUCCAUUCACGAUGACGAUCCCAAAAGGAAUGAGAAUCCUCCGAAGAAAGCUGGGAGAGGUCGUGGCGGUGCCAGCAGCACGACGAAGAAAGGAAAGCAGAAGGCGACUGGAUUUGACUGGAAUAAGUGGAGACGGGAAACUAUGUGA